Molecule: messenger RNA, 372 nt
Organism: Gossypium raimondii (Peruvian cotton)
Lineage: Eukaryota; Viridiplantae; Streptophyta; Magnoliopsida; Malvales; Malvaceae
Product: receptor kinase-like protein Xa21
Exons: 2
Coding region: 1-372 (123 amino acids)
Biological process (GO): protein phosphorylation
Molecular function (GO): ATP binding; protein kinase activity
Source: RefSeq, a predicted model, not a curated record
AUGGUUUAUGAGUUCAUGGAAAAUGGAAGCUUGGAGGACUGGUUGCAUCCACUUAUUGGCAUGAAUAAACCAGAGACGGCGAGAAGCCUAAACUUCUUCCGAAGAGUAAGUGUGGCCAUACAUGUUGCUCAUGCACUCGAGUAUCUGCACCAUCAUUGUGAAGAACGAAUCAUUCAUUGUGACCUCAAGCCAAGCAAUAUUCUACUUGAUGAGGAAAUGGUUGGUCAUAUAAGUGACUUCGGCUUAGUAAAAAUCCUUUCUACGGACAGACUGAACUAUUCUGCUAAUAAAUCAAGCUCCCUUGGAUUAAGAGGAACUAUUGGUUUUGCCGCGCCAGAAUAUGGUAUUGGUGUAAAAUUGUUCACAAUGUAA